Heteronotia binoei (common prickly gecko) is the source of this 3168-nucleotide messenger RNA. RefSeq names its product neuronal PAS domain-containing protein 3-like. The record is from RefSeq and is a predicted model, not a curated record. The transcript is spliced from 13 exons. Lineage: Eukaryota; Metazoa; Chordata; Lepidosauria; Squamata; Gekkonidae. Gene Ontology annotation, molecular function: RNA polymerase II transcription regulatory region sequence-specific DNA binding; DNA-binding transcription factor activity, RNA polymerase II-specific; protein dimerization activity. Gene Ontology annotation, biological process: regulation of transcription by RNA polymerase II. The coding region runs from base 81 to 2759 and encodes 892 amino acids.
ACAGGGGUCUUCUCUGAAGUCAGCCCGUGAUCCGCCACCCCUUUGAGGCGGGCCCAACGUCGGAUGCUCCCGGGGCCAAGAUGGCCGCUCUCUAUGGCAGCGAAGUGAAGUGUGUCAGCGUGGAGUGGGACUUCCUGCAAGGCUUGUUGGUGAAGAAUCAGCCUGUGCCCUGCCUCCAGGCCCUGCGCAAGGAGAAGUCCCGCAAUGCUGCCCGCUCCCGCCGGGGCAAGGAGAACUUUGAGUUCUACGAACUGGCCAAGAUGCUGCCUUUGCCCGGAGCCAUCACCAGCCAGCUGGACAAGGCCUCCAUCGUCCGCCUCACCAUCAGUUACCUCAAGAUGAGGGACUUUGCCAGCCACGGAGACCCGCCCUGGGCCCCACGGGCAGAAGGCCCCUCCCCAGCCGCCAAAGGUGUUCUGAGGUUAGCUGAAGAGGACGAUCUAUUUCAGAAGUCUGCUGGGGAGUGGAAAAAUCUGGCCCGGGACUUCAGGUGUCACCUGUUCCGGAUGGCGUUUCGUUCCCCUAGAACGAACGGCUCCUCCGAAGUUCACCAAAGUUGGAGUUUUGGCGAGGGAUCCGAAACGGGCAUUUCUUGGCGCCUGGUGAAGUUUGCCAUGCAACCCUACGAGUCCCUGGACGGGUUCGUGUUUGUGCUGAACCAAGAGGGAAAAUUCCUUUACAUCUCAGAGACGGUGUCUAUUUACCUCGGGCUCUCUCAGGUGGAGCUGACUGGAAGCAGCGUCUUUGAUUACGUCCAUCCAGGGGACCACCCGGAAGUCGCGGAACAGCUGGGGCUGAAGCCUCCCUCGGGCUCCUCCGCCCACACUCGCCCCAAAGCUUCCGGGCUGGCUACCGCAGGGCUCUCGGAGGCCUCUGAAUCAGAUGCUUCCAGCUCCCCUCCUGUAGAAGCCGAUGCUUUGGAGCGCUCCUUCUUCGUCCGCCUGAAAUCCACCCUCACCAAGAGAGGGCUUCACGUGAAGACUUCAGGCUACAAGGUGAUCCACGUGACGGGCCGCCUCCGGCCCCGCCUGCCCUCUUUCUCCCACACCCACUCGGUGCUGGGGCGGGUGAUGGGCAUGGUGGCGCUGGCCCACACCCUCCCCCCUUCCACGCUCAGCGAGGUUCGCAUCGAGUGCCACAUGUUCGUCUUCCGGGUCAACAUGGACUUGCAGAUUGUGUACUGCGAGAGCAGGAUCAGCGACUACAUGGACCUGUGUCCCUCAGAGCUGGUCGGCAAAAGUUGCUACCGAUUCAUCCAUGGCGAGGAUGUGGAGGGCAUCCGACAGAGCCAUUUGGACCUGUUAAACAAGGGCCAGGUGGUCACCCGCUAUUACCGCUGGCUGCAGAAGAACGGGGGCUUUGUGUGGAUCCAGUCCUGCGCCACCAUCUCGGUCAACGUCAAGAACCCGAGCGAGAAGAACAUGAUCUGGGUGAACUACAUUCUCAGCAAGCCCGAGUACAAGAACACAGCCCUGGACAUCUCCCAGCUUCCUGGGACCCCUGUGCGACAGACAGACGCGGCGGACGCAGGGCAGGAUUUCAAAGAGAGCGGUCUUGUGCCAGAGACGAGCCAAGGGAAGCGUUACUCCCCUGACAAAACCGGCACCCUGACCUAUCCUGGGAGCACGCCGGAGGCCGGGACCUGCUGCCGCAGGACCGAGACAGAUUCCAGUGACCCCGAGACGAGCUACAGAGACGAGGAGGCCUCGGACGAAGCGGGCGGGAGCGACCUGGAUGGGCCGCCAGGCAAGCGCAUAAAGCUGGAGCUCCAGGCGGAUAGCCCAGCCCGGGAAUCCAAGGAAGCCUCGCUCGCCAGCUCCGAGGAGUCCGACAGCAGCAGUGAGGCCGAGCUGGGCUUCCUCCCUCGGCCGAGGGUGCCGCUGGUGAGGAAGGUGAACGGCUGCAAGACUGGGGGGGGAAGCGGCGUGGGGGUCCCCAGCCCCCCGUGCACAUCCGAAUUUGCCUCGGUCAUCCAGACCCAAAAGAGCUCCGCUCCGAAAGCCAAUGUGGCGCUCGGUAUUAAGUCCGAGCAGGCCUCCGGCCCCAAAGGGCCCGCUUGGACCUGUCCCGCCGCCCACAAGGGCAGGCCUUACACUGUGAACAAAGCACUUAGCCUUGAGAAGCCCGUUUUGCGGCCAGCCUCUUCCCAUUUGUACGUCUCCAUCCCGGACUCUGUGCUCACUCCGCCCGAGAUGGACAGCAGCACGGGGAAAGGGCCAUUUGGGAGCUCUCCCCGGGCCGUCCCCGCAGCAUCCUCUUCGGCAGACACGCUCUCGCCCCCGCUCUCCGGCUCCCCCUGCGAGGAGAGGGCCGUCUCGACGCCGUUCACCCCGCUGGUCUAUCCGACCGAGAUGGAGGUGCUGCAGAGGUUCCACUCGGGCAACGUGGUCCUGCCCCUGGUGCACCAGCUCGGCGGCCCGCACGCAAGCACGACGGGCUCCCAGGGCCUCUACGCCACCAGCACGAUCCGGUACGCCCCGGCUGAGGUGACUCUAGCCAUGCAGAGUAACAUGCUGCCCCCCUCCCACCCCAUCAACCUUAUGGACAUCGGUGGCGCGGAGGCCAAGACUUCACGAGAACUCAUGUACCACCACCUGCAAAGGCUGAACAUGGUCGCGCCAUUUGGGAACUCCACCAGCUUGGCCCAGCUUUCGGGGGGAGCGUUUGCAGCGACGGACUCCUUGUUUUCUGCCCUGCCCUUCUCUGUGGCUGGCGGCGGGGUGCACGGCACGCCAGCUUUGGAACGCAAGGAGGACUAAGACUGGGGGACUGUAGUUGAACUGGGCAGCAUCUCCUUUUGUCUGCAAAACGAAGGCCAGGUGCCGUACCGGGCAAAACUAUCCACGAGUGGUCUUUCACGGCCUUUGAUCUAGCAGCUCGGUAUUACCUUGGGAGUUCUCAGUGCCAGCGAGGUAAAAGAAAGCUGCUGUUUCUGGAACCGGUCUCCGUAUAUCUUCUCGCAGCACUCCUGAGACUCUGUGCCAAUCGUUAGAGAGACUGUCUUCUUGUUCUGUGUUCUGCUUCUCGCUUUUCAGGUCCUCAGAUGCUGCUGUUGAAGUCGACGCAACUGCAAAGUACGGCUAGGAGUUAGCCUGGUGUAAACGGAAAGUGCUGUUUGUGCGGACUUUCUAGGAAGGCUGCGAGUCGAAGGAAAAGAGGCCUUCUGAA